Molecule: messenger RNA, 1821 nt
Organism: Cydia strobilella
Lineage: Eukaryota; Metazoa; Arthropoda; Insecta; Lepidoptera; Tortricidae
Exons: 4
Coding region: 64-1590 (508 amino acids)
Source: RefSeq, a predicted model, not a curated record
CGGUGGUUUGUGUGGUUGGUUGUGUGCUGGUGACAAAUUGGUUCUUAAUAGUUCAGUUUCAGAAUGACGACGUACUCAAUACGAUUGGAUGACGUGGAUCUGGCGCUGCUGCCCACGCGCACGCAUAACAACGACUUCUUGAAAAAGGAGCACUUUCAGUUCCAAGUGAUCAAGGAGUGCACAGAAGGUCCAGAACUCACAGACGUAACCUACACAUGCCAUAUAUGCGCUAUCAACGUGCCAGCAGCGUUCGCUCACGAGCAUAACGCGAGCGUAAAGCAUCAAUCGAACGCGCGCAUCGCUCGCGUGGCCACGCUGCGCACCCACGCGCUCAUCUCCGCACUCCCCCCACCCCUCGUCACGCAAACUGGGCGCUUCUGCACAAACUGCGCGACAGUUGUUGAUGAAGACCAUGACAAGACAAAAGAACAUCGAGUCGCUGUGAUGCAUGAUAAUCUGCUCUGUGAGCUGAUGAAAGCAUAUGUCGGUGAUGAUAAUGAUGGACCAAAAGAUCAAUAUGCUGAUAACAAGGUUGAUAAAAUACAAUUUAGUGGUAAGAAAUAUGAAAAAGGUUUUAAAAUUGUUGAAGAUAACAAUAAUAUCAAUGACGCCAUAGUAACUCAAACGAUGAAACUCCGAUCAGAGGAUAUCCCAGAUAAUGUAGUAACAAAAGUCAUGCAACCCAUUGCAAAUUGUACCACCAAUGAUACGGUCUCAGAAACUAAAGAUGAAGAUUUUAGUAAAGAUGAAACUUCUAAUAAUAACAUGAGCACUAACAAAAGUGAAAAAAAGUCACCUGCUAAUUCAGUUUUGCCUGCAUCAAGCCGUUGGGUUAAAACACUUCCUCAAACUACAGAUGUGACAGAAAAUGGAACAGGUCAAAAUGAGCCUGGUACCUCGACAAAAAUCGGAAAAGAAACUAUACCACAGAAAGCAAAAUCAGCAAGGGAACCCUACGAAAAAGAGCUGCGCAAAUUUAUGGACACUAAAAAUCAAUUCCAAAUUAAAGAAUCAUAUUCCAGAAUACAUAUAAAGACAAAUGACGACACUGUGAACGUUUAUAGCGAUCAUUUCCACAGCUUUCACAGAGUGUACAGGAAUGGUGACAUAGAAUGCAUAGUUUGCGAUAGCACUUUCAAUGAAAAAGAUUCAGAAGCACACAAAUACAGUUUGAAUCACAUGAGUGGUGUCGUUAAAAUAGGAACGGAUAGAGAAUACGUGAGAGAGGUAAACAAAGCAUACAGCCACUGCAUACUGUGCAACCAAAAGAUCAAUAACAUAAACGUAAUAAAACACAAGCAAUCACAGCACCACAAUUUACGAAAAACCUACAAUGUUAGAAGCAAUGCCAAACCGAAGGAAGCGGCCACGACCGAAAGAAACAACGAAAAUACAAGCAAAACAACCGCAACUGAAAGAAACGAUAAAAAUAAUGAAACGGUUGAUGUAAGUGAGCCUUAUGAAGAAAUAGAAGGGGAACUGCGGUGUCUGGUUUGCGUAUGCAGAGUACCAAAGGAUGUACGAAAUAGAGAAGACCAUGUAAAGGGAUUUAGACACUUGAAUAACCUGAAAUUGAAGUCUGCUGAAUGAUUAUAGUUAUUUACGAUACAAGUGCGGAAAAGAAGAAUAGACACGAGUUGCGAAUUACCUAUUCGCACGUGUAUCGUACAACGUUUUACAGUACACAUGGCCCUUUAAACUUUCGACAUAUGCACGAAAAGUGCUCUUUACGCAUUAGUGCGAGAAAGUAGCACCAUAUGUACUGUAAAAAUUAUUAAAAAACUGAUAUUGUUAUAAGUUUUAAUUUGUAAAAUAGUUCUU